UGUUGUGUAGUCGGGUUGUUGCCAUGUCCGCCUUUUCCUUUGCGGGUGUGUUUAUGUAGCUUUUAGACGAUGUUUUAUUCCGCCGUUGCCCUGUGUUUUAACUGUAACUCUACAUACAGACUGUAGGAGUUUGUGCUGCUGCAUUUUAGCACGUUUUGUGUUGUUACACUGCGAUAUUUAAGGAACCGAUUUUACGUGGAUUUUCACACAAAGACUUGGCAACCUGGACGUGUUAAAGUGAGCGUUUGUGUUCCAGAGCGAGCGAGCGAGCGAGCGCGCGCGUGUGUAUGAAACGGCUGGAGAAACAAAACCAGGCCUCUUGAUGUCACUAUAAUUCCUACAUUCUCCACUGUAUGCCUGAAUAUCGACAGCUGCCCUCCUCAAGGGUAAUUAACCACCUGAUGAUACAUUUACACACAUCAUAUCCCAUCAGAAGCAGUCGGGCCUUGUUGUGUGUCUGUCUUUCACACAACUCUUACUAGCUCCUGUCAUUGAUGGCAGCUGUUACAAAGGUGAUAGAGAGCAUCGUAAUCCUCGACGAUGACGAUGUGGAGGAGCCUUCAUCGUCGUCAUCUUCUUCCACACAUCCUCGGACGUCGAAGCUCCCGCAGCCACCGCCCACACACAUCCCUGUGUCUCCUUUCGCUUCUGCCAGGAAGGAGAUCCAUGUGCUGAAACUGGAGAACGAGAAGCUCUUUGGCGAGUUUGUGGAUCACUGUGUCGAACACACGCGAGAGCACCCAGAGGUCUUGGACUUCCUGAAGACAAAAUAUUCCAAGUCCUCCCCUGACUUCCUGUUGUCUGUGGAGUUCCGGAACGCCGUGGGUCGCUGCCUGACCCGAGCCCAGAACCAACCUACCAAAACCUUUGUUUACAUCAAUGAGCUCUGUACCAUACUGAAACAACACUCCUCCAAACGGAGGGUCACUAUUCAGUCGCACAACGCCAAAAAGCAGGAGAAAACCAAGCGCCGAGUCCAGGAAGGAAAUCCGAGUGCAGAGGUGAAGGAUGAAGAUGAAGCUGCCUCCAGGCAGAAAGAAGUCGGGGAAGAGGAAAGAAAAACUAAACGAGCCUCCAGGAGACAGAUAGCAUACCUGGAGAACUUGCUGAAGGUUCACAGUGAUGAAAUCAAACGGCUGCAGGAGAGAGAUCUGAGUUUGGAUGAUCUGGAGAAGGAAGACUCGAGCUACAUCCAGGAGCAUAAACUCAAACGCAGAUUGAUGAAGAUCUAUGAUAAACUGUGUGAGCUGAAGAACUGCAGCACUCUCACGGGCAGAGUCAUCGAGCAGAGGAUUCGCUACAACGGCACUCGAUACCCAGAGCUCAACAGGAAGAUUGAGCGAUUCCUAAACAACCCUGAGGUCCAGCAGAACCCUCCGGAUUACAUGGACGUCCUGCAGGUGGUGAAACGCGCCAAUGAGCGCCACCAACUGAUGCUGAGCCGUAAGCUGGAGUCGCAGAUUGCGCAGGAUGCGUUCCGUGAGACAGGCAGCAGGCUGCAGGAGAGACGCCACCUGGACAUGGUCUACAACUUUGGCUCUCACCUGACGGACGCCUACAAACCCACCGCAGAUCCUGCCCUCACCAACCACCUGUUAGCCCAGAAGCUGCGCUCCAACAGAGAGGUGGCUCUCAGCUCCCUAGAGGAGGUCAUCAACAAAUACGCCCACAUACAAGAUGACACCGAGGAGGAGGAGAGGAGAAAACGUCUGGGGAAGGAGAAACAGAAAAAAGAGAGCGAACAGCAGGAGACCGUGAAAACUGAGAACGGUGAGAGGAGUGGGGAGGAACAUGAAAAUGACCAGGAGGCAGAAGAGGAUGAAGCAGCAGAAGAAGAAGAGGAGGAGGAUGAAGAGGAGGAGGAAGACAAUGAUUCUUCAGAUCCUGAUAUUGAGGAGGAGAUCCAGGCCAGUGCAGCACAAGUCAGACCAGAUGAGGAAGAGGAGGAGGAGGAGGAGGAGCAUCUGAGUGUGAUUGAUGACAUUGUGCAGCCCAGCAGUGAGGGCUCGUGUCUGUCAGUUAAAUCACCUGGCUGUGGAGAUGCAGGAGAAAGUGCUGAUGAGGUCCCACAGUUAGACAGCAGGACACAUGGCAGCACUACUACAGAAAAACAUUCUAGUGACAGUUCCUCCUUGUCGUCAGUGAGCCACAGUCACUCAGGUGUCCUGAAACCUCCAUCUGGAGAUGACGAGCUACUCGUUUCUAACAGCUGCCCCAUAGCUGACUCCAACAUCAGCCAAACCACGGAGAUUCCCGAGAUUCCUGACUACUGCAUCAGCACCAUCUCCAUUCUGCCUGAGGUGACUAACGAGACGUGUAACAACAAGAAGAGGAAACGGGAGUCAAAGGAGAACCACGUCGUCCAAAAUGGCAACAUCAGACAGAGCGAAGUGAGUGACCGUGACGUCUCUCCAGAUGUGAAAGUGACCUGUAGCCCUGUGCUGGUGGACUCCACCCGGGCAGACACACCCACUCAGGAUCUGGUCAGCAGCUCUCGCUCUACACCACCCCCUAAAAAACACAAGGUGAACGUUGCGACCCAGUGUGACCCAGAUGAGGUGAUUGUUCUCUCUGAUUCAGACUGAACUGACUGCAGUGCUGUGGGAAGCCAUUUCUCUUUUCCAACCUCAUUGCUUCAAAUCUACAGGUGCACGUCCUGGUCCACGUCCACUUCUGUGUGUCAGAUGGCAUUUUGAAGUGAGAAUUCAGGCUGACUAAAGAAACUCUUUUGUAUUAAGUCAUAUUGUUGCUACACAGUUAGCUUUUAAAUGAACACCGCUAGCUGCACUGCCCGUCUGGCUCAGCUAUACAAUUUCAGGGUAUCUUAAUGUUUGUUUGUUUUUUGUCUAUAGAAUUUGAAUAUUCAUUUUUUGAAAUCUGAUAAAAGUUUGGUCUUUAUACCUGUGUAAUUAAAGUUAAUUAAACAGCAAAGGCCUAAUUUAUUUUUCUGUUGAGUUCCCUUACAAACUCAAUAAAAACCUAUUUUUGUGUA
Tachysurus vachellii is the source of this 2992-nucleotide messenger RNA. It is a transcript of the gene daxx, whose product is annotated as death-domain associated protein. Bases 495 to 2585 code for a protein of 696 amino acids. Lineage: Eukaryota; Metazoa; Chordata; Actinopteri; Siluriformes; Bagridae. The record is from RefSeq and is a predicted model, not a curated record. Gene Ontology annotation, molecular function: histone binding. The transcript has 12 exons.